Molecule: messenger RNA, 1614 nt
Organism: Prorocentrum cordatum
Lineage: Eukaryota; Dinophyceae; Prorocentrales; Prorocentraceae
Source: the annotation of a GenBank genome assembly
AUGUUGUCCGCCUCGCUCGCGGACGCCGUCAAGAUCGAGGGGGCGCUGCUGCUGAAGAAGGACGCGCGCAGCCCCCCCGCCGCCAGCCCGACGCGCUCCGAGGAGCAGGGCUCCCGCGCGCGGCUCCCCCCCCGCGCAGUGCGCGGCAGGGCUCCCGCUGCCGCGGGCAGGGGCGGCCGCGCGGCGGUCGCCGCCGCGCUGGCUGUGGCCGCGUCCGUGCUGCUGAGGGGCUGGCCGGCGUCGGUGCCGGCGUGGCUCGCGGGCGCGCCCGCGCGGCGGCGGGCGCCGGCGCGGUCGGCGCGGCCAGCGGCCGCCGAGGCCCCCACGGCCGGGAGGCCGGUGUCGGACCUGAAGGUGGGCGAGACGCUGGAGGGCAGGGUGGCUUUCAGGAAUACCAACGGCGUUUAUGUCGACGUCGGAGUGUUCGGCACCAACGGCUUCGAGAAGAACGGGGCGGUCUUCGCGCCGACGCGCCUGGCGAAGGCCCGCCUUGCGCCGAACCAGACCGUGAGUGCGACGGUCGAGAGGGUCGAGGGCGACAAGUUUUGGGUGUCCGUGGACGGGGUGCCGAAACUGCGGCUGCUCAAGGAUCUGAGCGUGGGCGAGACGCUGGAGGGCUUCGUCGCCCUCAUGCGGAAGGGCGGCGCCAUCCUGAUCGACGUCGGCGCCGAGAGGCUGGCGAGCACCUUGGCGCAGCGGAGCGAGUUUACGAAGCUCAAGAUCGGGCAGCAAGUGGUGACGACGGUCGAGAAAUUGGACGGCGAAGACGUGUGGGUGUCGGUUGCUGGACUGACCAAGGCCAGGCUGUCCGCCGAUCUGCAAGUGGGCGAGAAGCUGGAGGGCAAGGUUGUCCAGAAGAAGAGCGAUGCCGUCCUCAUCGACGUCGGGUGUGAACUCAUCGCGAAAGCAUUCGCACCGAGGAAGGACGCUCAGAUGAAGCUCGAGCCCAAUCAGACCGUCAGUGUCACAGUCGAGAGGGUUCAGAGUCGAUCGAUUUUGGUGGCCGUCGAGGGACUGCCCAAGCCGAUUGGCCCAAAGGCAGGCGAGACGCUGACGGGCAAGGUCGCUUACAAGUCGAGGGACGGUGUCUUUGUCGAUAUAGGCUUUGCGGAGGAAGCGCGCGUCUUCGCACCCAAACUGCUGGCACUAGACACGCUGGAAAAAGGUCAGACGGUGACGGCGACCGUGGAGGAAACAGGGAGCCGCUCGAUUUGGGUGUCUGUCGAGGGGUUGCCUAAGAUGAGAAUGAUCGAGGACCUGAAAGAGGGCGAGGUGAUCGAGGGCGUGGUUGCCAAGAGGUCACAGCAUGCCGUCUACCUCGACAUUGGCUCCAUGGCGAUGGCACGCGUGCUCGCGCCGAGAGACGAUGCGCUCGCCAAGCUGGAGUACAAGCAGGUUGUGAACGCGACGAUCGAGAGGGUGAGGUCCAAGUUCAUCGUCGCAUCUGUCCCAGGGCUUCCCAAGCUGAACUUCUCGAGGAGAUCCAGGCGGGUCAGUCGGUCGACGGCUUCGUGGCCCAUAGGAACGCUGGCGGCAUCCUGGUCGACAUCGGCUGCGAGCGUCUCGGCCUCCUGUCAACAUCCAGGGGGGACGUGUUCAAGCUCGAGCAUUUAG